Messenger RNA from Scaptodrosophila lebanonensis, 576 nucleotides. It is a transcript of the gene vilya, whose product is annotated as RING finger protein vilya. Gene Ontology annotation, molecular function: SUMO transferase activity. Gene Ontology annotation, cellular component: synaptonemal complex. NCBI's taxonomy places the organism in Eukaryota, Metazoa, Arthropoda, Insecta, Diptera, Drosophilidae. The transcript is spliced from 3 exons. The record is from RefSeq and is a predicted model, not a curated record. Bases 1 to 576 code for a protein of 191 amino acids. Gene Ontology annotation, biological process: homologous chromosome pairing at meiosis; reciprocal meiotic recombination; protein sumoylation.
AUGGAUGAAAACGACGUGAAGAAGCUGUGGAUACAUUGCAAUCGCUGCUAUAAACAAUAUGUGCACCAUAAGGAAACCAGUGGUAGUAGGUUCUUUCUUUUAGCGUGCCAGGACAUCGCAUGCGAUAAGUGUGUAGAAGCGGCGCCAGGACGAUCGCCCAGCGAUGCCCCCAUUUACAUCUGUCCCAUAUGCAGGUGCAAAGUUCGUGGUCGACAGAUUAACAAUGCAAUGCCGUACCAUUUGAAGUCCCUUUUUCAUCCGGAACCGUGGUUGGAUGAGCUGCGCAAUGAAGCUAUAGCAGGUUUUCAACGCAAGCACAUGAACCGCUUUUUGAAGUAUUGUCAAGAAAAGGAGAAAGAGGUUCAGAAGGUAGACAGUGACAUGACCUUGGCUCUUACGGCUUGCCAAAAAUUGUACCUAGAGCUCGAACAAGCGCGACAAAUACGCAGGCAACUAGAGAACCGAGCGCAGCAAAUUAAACAGCAAAUCAAGAACAAUAGUCACAUCCGGAAGUACUUGUACCUCAUCAAAUGGUCCCGUUAUUCAAAAGAGAGUUCGGCUAGACGCACGUGCUAA